This is a messenger RNA of Pelobates fuscus (common spadefoot toad), 1983 nucleotides long. It is a transcript of the gene SLC22A15, whose product is annotated as solute carrier family 22 member 15. The transcript has 13 exons. Gene Ontology annotation, biological process: transmembrane transport. The record is from RefSeq and is a predicted model, not a curated record. The coding region runs from base 124 to 1749 and encodes 541 amino acids. Gene Ontology annotation, molecular function: transmembrane transporter activity. NCBI's taxonomy places the organism in Eukaryota, Metazoa, Chordata, Amphibia, Anura, Pelobatidae. Gene Ontology annotation, cellular component: membrane.
GAUUGGCUGCUGUGCGUAUCAAGCCUCAGUUUAAGCAGCAAAUGAAGAAAUUUACUUCCUUAUUAGACCACGCCCACCGCAGGUUAUGGCAACGUGGAGACUCUGGUCCUCUCUGAAGGGUUCAUGGCAGCGAUGGAGGUAGAAGGAGCUCUCAAGGUUGUGGGUGAGAUGGGGAUCUACCAGGUCUAUCUGUGCUUCCUACUGGCCAUGCUAUUAUCGCUCUAUGUGGCGACAGAAGCUGUCCUCAUCACAAUUGUUGGGAUCCCACCUCCUUAUCACUGGGAGAAUGACAGUGCCCUGCCCAAUGCCACCCAAGGUCACAAGUUAUUCGAAAAUGAAGUAAUGGGAAACCACAGCCAGGGGCAUCUCCACUUUGAUGGAAAUUUGACAUCAAUCGCUUCAGAGUGGCUUCUGGUUGGUGCCUCAUCGUACAAAGUCAGUGCCGCAAGCUCUGUAUAUUUUGGAGGGGUUCUCAUUGGCGUGAUCACCUUUGGCCAAUUAUCGGAUCAGUUUGGAAGGAAGCCGGUAUAUGUAACAGGUCUGGCUCUUGAUAUAACCUUCGCCGUGCUCAAUGCUCUGUCCCCGUCCUUCCAGCUCUUCCUCCUCACUCGUUUUGUUGUUGGUGUAAUGAAUGGAGGGAUGUCUUUGGUGGCCUUUGUUCUGCUCAACGAAUACAUUGGGGCCACCUAUUGGUCAAUCGCUGGUUCGUUGUCCAAUCUCUUCUUUGCGGUGGGAAUUGCGCAGCUUGCUGUCAUUGGAUAUUUAAUUCGCUCAUGGAGACUCCUGGCGCUGCUGGUAAAUGUGCAAGGAGCCUGCGUGUUUCUUCUCUCACUGUGUAUUCCCGAGUCUCCACGAUGGCUGUACACACAAGGCCGGCUCACAGAGGCUCAAGACGUUCUUCUCUUUCUUGGACGCUGGAACUGCAAGAAAUUCACCUCUUUCUCCCUCACUCCAAGGCAGAAAGAAAUCUCCCAGAGUGCCAAUGUUCUUACCAUAUACCGGCACGCAGCACUGCGGCAGCGCACUCUCGUCAUGAUGUAUGCAUGGUUUGUCUGCAGUUUGGUGUACUAUGGACUGACUCUAAGUGUGGGAGAUUUAGGAGGAAAUAUUUACUUAAACCUUGCUCUGUCUGGCCUGGCUGAAAUCCCUGCGUAUCCGCUCUGCAUGUAUGUGAUGAACCAUAAAAGAUGUGGCCGCAGGAAGGCGCUGGCUGGAUUUCUGGCAGCUGGAGGUUUAUCCUGUCUGAUCAUCAUGUUCCUACCUGAAAAGAAAGGUUCCGGCCUUCUCUUCGUGCUAAACAGACAAGUAUUGUCUCUUGUCGGCAAACUGAGCAUUAGCGCAUCGUUUAACAUUGUUUAUAUUUACACAUCCGAGCUCUACCCUACCUCCAUCAGGAACCUCGGGAUGGGACUGUGCUCUAUGGUGUCUCGCUUUGGGGGAAUCCUUGCACCGUUCAUACCUGAUCUGCGAUACAUUCAGGCGUCCCUUCCAUUCAUCGUAUUUGGAGUUACUGGUCUCACCUCGGGAACCCUCAGCCUUCUCUUACCAGAGACCUUAAACUGCCCGCUCCCCGAGACUCUGUCUGACCUGCAGGUGUGCUCGUAUCGGCGGCUGGGGGAAGAAGAGGAGCUAUCGCUCAGCCUUCUGAAUGGGCAUAUGGAGGAUUCUGAGAACAUUGUGGGUUCAAGCAGUGAGGAGGAAGAGGAGCUUUCCCUUACUACAUCUACAGACACCCAGGCUUUGACGUAACCUAUAGGGUGACCUGGCCAGAGUGCCAGUACCGGUGAUGGCACAGACCAUGUGAGACCUGUCUGCAAUUUCAAACCACUGGUUUGUGAAGGACCUAUCUGAAGGAGAGGAAUGCAUUAGGUCGUCAACCAAAACUGUGGAACUCAGGACCAAAAAGUGCCUGGUAAAAUAGCCAGGGAUCAGUUCAGAGGCCGAGGAGGGGCUGGAUUCUGUGACUGUUUGAUGGACACUCAG